AUGUUGUACACGACGCUUGAUGCAACAUCUCGUCCUGACACAAGACAGCUUGCUGGUUAUCUGAGCUUGUUACAUUGUUGGAUCUACGAGCACUUCCCUCGCAUCUGUGAGCAGAAUACUCAAUGUUGUGCGGUUGCUAACCCUUGUGCGAGGAGGUGGAAGGCCAGACAGACCCUUCCAGGAAACAGACCCUUGAUGGAGUACAAGCGGAGGCUGGAUGCUCUGAUGCUAGAUGAUGUCAUCUGGAAACUGUAUACAAGUCAUCGCGAGCAUCUUCCUUUUGAUGGCAUCCCACGGCCGGUCCUAGAGGCUCCAGCUGGUGGCAUUGAUCACUGGUUUCAGACUCACAUCAUCAACUCUCCCCGUGAGAUCCCUCAUACAGCCGUUGCGGUUCAGCAGCCUGGGCAGUGUCAGGAUGGAUACCUGGAGUGGUUCCUCAGUGUAUCACACCCUAGGGUCAGCCCAUAUGCCGCAUCAUUUGAUGUUCCAAGGCCUUCAGGUACAAGGACUUCUUCACCACCACCACCACCUCCACCUCCUGUUGGUGACUAA
This is a messenger RNA of Vicia villosa (hairy vetch), 552 nucleotides long. RefSeq lists its product as uncharacterized. NCBI's taxonomy places the organism in Eukaryota, Viridiplantae, Streptophyta, Magnoliopsida, Fabales, Fabaceae. Bases 1 to 552 code for a protein of 183 amino acids. The record is from RefSeq and is a predicted model, not a curated record. The transcript has 3 exons.